This is a messenger RNA of Apiotrichum porosum, 1662 nucleotides long. RefSeq lists its product as uncharacterized. Bases 1 to 1662 code for a protein of 553 amino acids. The transcript has 8 exons. The record is from RefSeq and is a predicted model, not a curated record. NCBI's taxonomy places the organism in Eukaryota, Fungi, Basidiomycota, Tremellomycetes, Trichosporonales, Trichosporonaceae.
AUGCCCUCUGCCCAAACCCCCAUCACCAGUCCACCCCCCAAGUCGUUCGAGGAGAAGUGGUUCGAAACAGCCAAAAAACUCAUGGUUGUGGGAAGCGGCGUGCCGGAACCCCCUCAGCGCUGGGAGGCUCGCAAGGUCAAGAAAACCUCAAAGUCGCCCAACAUGCUUUACCCCCUGCACGAUGCCAUCAGCGAUCCCGCCGACACCAACAUCUACUGGUCUGGCCCGGACCGUUUCCGUAUUGUCCAUCGCCCACAGUUUGCUGGCCGCGUGGUCGCCCUUGACACCAUCUUGAAGGGCGGCUCGAAGAAUGGCACCCGCUGGUCCACCCCCCCGUCCUCCCUGCACCCUUUACACACCCAAAACGCACACUCCAAACACUCUGCCUCAGCAUCACCAGAAUUCAGGUCAUGGACUUCAACCGUGUCCCUGAUCCCUGAGCGACUGCCCAGUACUGCCGAGACAAUGCACCAUGACAGCGACUUUCGCACCCACUUGAGGGCCGUCAAAGCCCUCCACAACCAAGAACUGGCCCUCUCGAGGGACAAUGCCGCACUUCGAGCUCCGGCCCCACCUCGCCUCAGCUGCGUCAAGGCCGGGUUUGGUAGGGCAAGCGGUUCCGACUCGCGUUCCGUCAAGGUACUCAAGUACAUCUUUGACGUGAUCGUUGACCAGGAGGGCAGCGGCCUCCACGAGGAGCUCCGAACGGUUGCCUCUCGUCCCCGUGGCAGGGGCUUCGUCCUCGUUGACGCGGCCCGCUAUAAACCCGGACGUCGAGACCCUGUUCGCGCGCCACGAGGAGAACCGCCAGGUGAUCCUCAACGCGACGACGCGCACGCUCAACCUCCAGCGUACGACCCUGCCCAACGGUCCAUUCCUCAGUGGAACAUCCGGGGCGAUUGGAAAACCUUCGUCUCGUAUCUCUCUGAGUGGCAGUUCCGCUCCACGGGUACCAAGGUCAAGGGCGGCGCCGAGUACAGCCACCCAUCUGGCAAUUUCCACUCAGGCCGCCCCAAAAGGCUCCAGUACCUCGUGAGCGUGCGGAACAAGGCGAAAUCGGCUCCUGCGAGGCCAUCGGCCGCGCGAUCGGACGCCGGCCAGACCGAAUACGUCAACUUGACGAUGUCAAGCGACGAUGACGAGGCGCCGGACGAAUCGGACGACGACGAGGCGGGGCCGAGCUUUCCCGUGCAGCGCAGCCUGUACAUCAUCUCGGACGACGAGGACGACGAUGAUGAGCCCGGGGCAAGCUCCUUGGACAUUACGAAGCGUCCCCGGGUCAUCGCGGAUCCUGACGACGACGAUGACGACGACGACGACAAGUCUGCCCCUGGCCCCAGCAUCGUCGCUCCAAAGCGCCGCCGCGUUGUGUUGGAUCCUGACGAGGACGAGUCCAACGACUACAACGUUGGCUCGUCGUCCUCCCGUCCGCCGACCUGGGACGUCUCGAACGCGUCUUCCUCCUCGUCUGGCACCACCGCCCAAUGGGAGUGUGCGCGCUGCCAGGCCCAGAAUUCGGCCGUCAACGUCUUCUGCCACCAAUGUACGUUCGACAGGAAUUCCGGUUACACCAAGCCCACUGCCCCGUGGAGUUGCGUCCACUGCGAGACACGCAACCCAGCGGCAUUUGUGAUUUGCCAGCAAUGCUUGGAGUAUGCGUAG